AUGGUGUGGAUGAGACCUGAGAAAGUACGAUAGACCAUGAUCCUCUGCAGGGCAAAACACCACAAUCAGUUACCUACAGAACUAUUUAAUCUAGAAAAUAACUCUGAAGAAGUAGAGUAGCUAGUAAUGAAUGUAGUAAUUACUGUCUAAUAGCAUGUGUAUCUGAGGCUAGGGACAGGGUGGUCUCGAUGCUAAGGCCAAGGUCCUAGCUUGCCAUGUAAGAAUUGCCCUUUGACCUUUUAACAUUGGUACAGUCUCACCCUCCAGUCAUGUUGAUUUAUUGUCAUACAUUUCUCAGAUCACUAAUAUCACGUGUAUUCUUCCCUUCUCCUUUUCCCCAUCCCUCUCUUUCAUCAGGGCUCAGAUGCGGUGCUGGAGGUGUUCAGUGUGCUGCCGGAGGAUGAGGUCGAGAGGGUGAUGGCAAAGAAGCUGAAGAGAGCCAAGAAGAAGGCCAGGUAAGUUGCAGACAGAGUAGAGAUCACACUGUCACUACAGCCACGGCAGGGACCAGUCUGCGGAUGUACAGUGGCUUGCGAAAGUAUUCACCCCCCUUGGCAUUUUUCCUAUUUUGUUGCCUUAUAACCUGGAAUUAAAAUAGAUUUUUUUUGGGUUGUAUCAUUUGAUUUACACAACAUGCCUACCACUUUGAAGAUGCAAAAUAUUUUUUCUUGUGAAACAAACAAGAAAUAAGACAAAAAAACAGAACUUGAGCGUGCAUAACUAUUCACCCCCCAGUCAAUACUUUGUAGAGUCACCUUUUGCAACAAUUACAGCUGCAAGUCUCUUGGGGUAUGUCUCUAUAAGCUUGGCACAUCUAGCCACUGGGAUUUUUGCCCAUUCUUCAAUGCAAAACUGCUACAGCUCCUUCAAGUUGGAUGGGUUCAGCUGGUGUACAGCAAUCUUUAAGUCAUACCGUAGUCCCGUGUAGCUCAGUUGGUAGAGUAUGGCGCUUGCAACCCCAGGGUUGUGGGUUCGAUUCCCACGGGGGACCAGUAUGAACAAAUUUAUGCACUCACUAACUGUAAGUCGCUCUGGAUAAGAACAUCUGCUAAAUGACUAAAAUGUAAAUGUAAAUACCACAGAUUCUCAAUUGGAUUGAGGUCUGGGCUUUGACUAGGCCAUUCCAAGACAUUUAAAUGUUUCCCCUUAAACCACUCAAGUGUUGCUUUAGCAGUAUGCUUAGGGUCAUUGUCCUGCUGGAAAGUGAACCUCCGUCCCAGUCUCAAAUCUCUGGAAGACUGAAACAGGUUUCCCUCAAUAAUUUCCCUGUAUUUAGCACCAUCCAUCAUUCCUUCAAUUCUGACCAGUUUCCCAGUCCCUGCCGAUGAAAAACAUCCCCACAGCAUGAUGCUGCCACCACCAUGCUUCACUGUGGGGAUGGUGUUCUUGGGGUGAUGAGAGGUGUUGGGUUUGCGCCAGACAUAGCGUUUUCCUUGAUGGCCAAGAAGCUCAAUUUUAGUCUCAUCUGACCAGAGUCCCUUCUUCCAUAUUCUUUUCCACAACUUUGUCCCUGACCUGUUUGGAGAGCUCCUUGGUCUUCAUGGUGCCGCUUGCUUGGUGGUGCCCCUUGCUUAGUGGUGUUGCAGACUCUGGGGCCUUUCAGAACAGGUGUGUAUAUAUACUGAGAUCAUGUGACAGAACAUGUGACACUUAGAUUGCACACAGGUGGACUUUAUUUAACUAAUUAUGUGACUUCUGAAGGUAAUUGGUUGCACCAGAUCUUAUUUAGGUGCUUCAUAGCAAAGGGGGAGAAUACAUAUGCACGCAUCAAUUUUCCGUUAUUUAUUUUGUAGAAUCUUUUGAAACAAGUUAUUUUUCACUCCACCAAUUUUGACUAUUUUGUGUGUGUCCAGACAUAGUCUGUCUCUCUCCUCUCCUGUCAGAGUGGUAAGAUUCAGAUCUUGGACUUGUCAUCAGGAACCCUCCUGGACACUGUUGACGCCCAUAACGGAGCUCUGUGGUCCCUCUGUCUGUCUCCUGAUCAGGUACUGUCUGUCUGUCAGGAUCUGCCUCUUCCUGUCCAUGUUCAACAUCAUCCACAAAACGUAGCGCUUUCAUGGGUCUCAUUUUCUAAAGUGCCAAUCUCCAUUACAACUCCAAAGGUGUCCUUAUCUGUAGACAAAAGCCCAUGGACAAUUCCACGUUUACAGAGGGAUGCUGAGACUCAGAUUUCUCACUUUAAAAUGUACAGUAUGUCAAACAAAAAACCAUUAUUUAAAAGUUAAACAAACCAAACAACUCUAUGCACAAUGAUUACUUUGAACAAUUUUCACUAAACAUUUUACAAAAGCACAUUUACUUGAAGAACAGUGUGCAGAUGCAAAGAUUGGUAACAGAAUGACUGUUUAUUUGACUGUAAUUAUGUUAUUUCCUCAGAGGGGGAUAGUGAUGGGGGGAGUUUCAGCUUAUUAAGGACGGAGAGGCUGCAUAGAAGUAAGCCAAGCUUUAUUCCUUCUGUUUCACAUACUGUCAGGAACACUUAGAAUGCUGUUUUAUACUAGAGGCAACUAGUUAUGUGCCCAGGCAGGUACUAGUGAUCUCAGGCUGCAUGCUGUUAUUCAAGUGUGCUUCUAUCGAGUGAGCACUUGAUUGGAGUUUGUGUUGACUCUGAUCUAAUUGUUUGUGUGUGUGUGUGUGUGUGUGUGUGUGUGUGUGUGUGUGUGUGUGUGUGUUGCAGGAGGCUGACUGUGAAACACAUGAGUACACUGCAGCUGGAUGAGGAUGUGUUGUGUUUGUGAAAUAUUCUCCUGACCAGAGACUGUUGGCUGUCUCCUUGCUGGACUGCACCGUCAAGGUCUUCUACACAGACACACUCAAGUUCUUCUCUCUGUGUGGACACAAGCUCCCUGUGCCCUGCCUGGACAUCUCUCAUGUGAGUACCAGUACUCAACCUGGCAACCAAUCUAAACUAAAAACUAAUGUAAUGUGUGACGGUAGACGAAUAUAGAAUGUGCAUACUUGAGUGUGUUGGUUAAAGUUGAUGUGUGUUAUGUGUGUCUAGUCUGUCUUGACUCUGAAUGUUGCUUCUUCUCCAGCGCUUAGGACAGUGCCUUGAUAGCAACCGGCUCUGCAGACAGAAACAUCAAGAUCUGGGGUCUGGACAUUGCGGUCACCGAUCUAUGUUUGCCCACGAUGACAGGUACAGAAAAUGUAUAACCUAAUAUUACAGACUACAAAGGGAAGCACAGUCGCGAGCUACCCAGUGACACGAGCCUACCAGACAAGCUAAAUCACUUCUAUGCUCGAUUCGAGGCAAGCAACACUGAAGCAUGCAUGAGAGCAUCAGCUGUUCCGGAUGACUAUGUGAUCACGCUCUCCUUAGCUGAUGUGGGUAAGACUGUUAAGCAGGUCAACAUUCACAAGGCCGCAGGGCCAGACGGAUUACCAGGACAUGUACUCCGAGCAUGCGCUGACCAACUGGCAAGUGUCUUCACUGACAUUUUCAACAUGUCCCUGACUGAGUCUGUAAUACCAACAUGUUUCAAGCAGACCACCAUAGUCCCUGUGCCGAAGAACACCAAGAAAACCUGCCUAAAUGACUACCGACCUGUAGCACUCACAUCUGUAGCCAUGAAGUGCUUUGAAAGGCUGGUCAUGGCUCACAUCAACACCAUUAUCCCAGAAACCCUAGACCCACUCCAAUUUGCAUACCGCCCCAACAGAUCCACAGAUGAUGCAAUCUCGAUUGCACUCCACACUGCCUUUUCCCACCUGGACAAGAGGAACACCUACGUGAGAAUGCUAUGCAUUGACUACAGCUCAGCGUUCAACACCAUAGUGCCCUCAAAGCUCAUCACUAAGCUAAGGACCCUGGGACUAAACACCUCCCUCUGCAACUGGAUCCUGGACAUCCUGACGGGCCGCCCCCAGGUGGUAAGGGUAGGUAACAACACAUCUGCCACGCUGAUCCUCAACACGGGGGCCCCUCAGGGGUGCGCGCUCAGUCCCCUCCUGUACUCCCUGUUCACCCAUGACUGCAUGGCCAGGCAUGACUCCAACACGAUCAUUAAGUUUGCAGACGACACAACAGUGGUAGGCCUGAUCACCGACAACGAUGAGACAGCCUAUAGGGAAGAGGUCAGAGACCUGGUCGUGUGGUGCCAGGAUAACAACCUCUCCCUCAACGUGAUCAAGACAAAGGAGAUGAUUGUGGACUAUAGGAAAAAAAAGAAGACUGAGCACACCCCCAUUCUCAUCGACGGGGCUGUAGUGGAACAGGUUGAGAGCUUCAUGUUCCUUGGUGUCCACAUCACCAACAAACUCAUGGUACAAACACACCAAGACAGUCGUGAAGAGGGCACGACAAAGCCUAUUCCCCCUCAGGAGACUGAAAAGAUUUGGCAUGGGUCCUCAGAUCCUCAAAAAGUUAUACAGCUGCACCAUCGAGAGCAUCCUGACUGGUUGCAUCACCGCCUGGUAUGGCAACUGCUCGGCCUCCGACCGCAAGGCACUACAGAGGGUAGUGCGUACGGCCUAGUACAUCACUGGGGCCAAGCUUCCUGCCAUCCAGGACCUCUAUACCAGGCGGUGUCAGAGGAAGGCCCUCAAAAUUGUCAAAGACUCCAGCCACCCUAGUCAUAGACUGUUCUCUCUGCUACCGCGCGGCAAACGGUACCGGAGCGCCAAGUCUAGGUCCAAAAGGCUUCUUAACAGCUUCUACCCCCAAGCCAUAAGACUCCUGAACAGCUAAUCAUGGCUACCCGGACUAUUUGCUGCUACUCUGUUUAUUAUCUAUGCAUAGUCACUUUAACUCUACCCACAUGUACAUAUUACCUCAAUUACCUCGACUAACCGGUGCCCCCGCACAUUGACUCUGUACCGGUACCCCCUGUAUAUAGCCUCCCUACUGUUAUUUUAUUUUACUGCUGCUUUUUAAUUAUUUGUUAUUUUUAACUUAUCUAUUUUUUACUUAACACUUAUUUUUCUUAAAACUGCAUUGUUGGUUAAGGGCUUGUAAGUAAGCAUUUCACUGUAAGGUCUACACCUGUUGUAUUCGGCGCAUGUAGCAAAUACAAUUUGAUUUGAUUUAAUAUAAUAUGAAUAUAUAAUAUACUCCCAGAACACAUCGUCCUAAGCCGUCAGACAUAUGGUCAGUGUAAAUGGAUUAAUGUGGACGCUUGACCAACGGUCUUGAGUGAUAUCAUUUAAUAUACGUUGGCUUCACUCUCCCCAUUUCCAGUAAAAUAUUUAAUUUAAUCUCCAGUUUCAGAAACAUUGUCCUUGACAUCACCCCAUCUGACAUGUUCAGAGUACAUUUUUAAGAAGAAUAGGAAAACUAGCAAAAAUGGAAAAUUAGCAAAAAUGGAGUUACAAAGUUUUCAUCAGACAGAAAUUAUGUGUGAGAAAUACACAAGCAACUGACUGACAAACACUUAUGAUUAGUGUGAGCAGAUGACAUCACCCCAUCUGCUCUUUCAUGUCGCUGUUUUGUCAUUUCUCAUCUGCUUUUCUUUUCUUUCUCCUUAUUUAUUUUGUUUGUUCCCAAAACCCAUCUGUUCUUCACAGCGGGGAAGGACAAGAAGAUAGAACAGUGGGAUGCAGACAAGUUUGAGCACAUCCAGACUCUAGAGGUGACAUUCACUCCCAUGCUGUUACAUUUCCCAUAUAGCGAUGAGGCCUAG
Molecule: messenger RNA, 5621 nt
Organism: Coregonus sp. 'balchen'
Lineage: Eukaryota; Metazoa; Chordata; Actinopteri; Salmoniformes; Salmonidae
Source: the annotation of a GenBank genome assembly